This is a messenger RNA of Eremomyces bilateralis CBS 781.70, 1037 nucleotides long. RefSeq lists its product as uncharacterized. The transcript has a single exon. Bases 241 to 822 code for a protein of 193 amino acids. The record is from RefSeq and is a predicted model, not a curated record. NCBI's taxonomy places the organism in Eukaryota, Fungi, Ascomycota, Dothideomycetes, Eremomycetales, Eremomycetaceae.
CCUUAGGUCCCAGAAAAUUUGUUCGGAGUCCACCCUGCCGCCGGUGGCGUGGGGUGUAUGCGGACUUCCGUCGAUAUAUGGCCCAGACGAUCCGCGUGCCUCCUGAGUUGCGUUUGGGUAUCAAUGUGUAAAGUUGUGGAGAGACUGGUGAACUUCGAAGAGGACUUCAUGAGUCCAUUCACAUCAGUCAGAGGUUGGUCAUAACAAAAAUGAAGGCAGCCCUUGAAGCGAAUAUGUUGGAUGUUGAGGCUGAGUUCUCGCCAAGCGGUUGUCUGCUUAAGUUCCGAUUGGCCAACUGAAACGCCACCCAGCCCUGACUUUCUCGUCACCUAUCGGAGUAAUAAUAACUUAAUAAUAAAACACGUCAAGUUUCUCGAAGAGGGGCUAGUCCAUCAGUUUGGCGAACUCGACCGAUCGAAGUUUGGGAUUUUAGGCACAAAGGGGGGAAAUUCCGUUUUGAUGAGCAUGAGGCUCUCUAUGUAUGUCCGAUCGGGACCGCAAUACAUGCAAGAGGUAAGGUUCUGUUGUACAACGGAGAGGACAGGCAAGGCUACGGUAACUUCACUCGAGUCUCACAGGGCGGUUGGGCGCCUCGCCUUUCUGUCUGUUACUCAAGCAAGGGGAGGGCUUUCGGACUUCGUUGGCAGAAUUCCCAUGCAUCCAAUGCAGCCGCUUCUAAAUCCAUGGCACAACGCAUCAAAUUAUAUGGUGACACUACCGACACUGGUACUGAGCAUGGAAAGCAGACCAUUUCCUCCCUUGCAUCUCGCAAGAAUUCUGUGCGACUCUAAGGAGUACGCAGUUCUUUGUAUCCAGGCGUGAUAAUUAGUUCGCCUCGGGUGUGAAAACUCGCAGCCAGCAUCAUGCAUUAGCCUCGUUGUCUCGUGUGCUUUUUGCCCACGAAAGCACACGAUACCCCUCAAGAAUGCUGACCCGACUAGGAAUUCUCCCUUCUGAUCCUUGAUCGGCUGACGUGCUUAUCUCUGAUUGGGAAGAAUGGUUCAUAUAUUGGGCUCUUUGGAUUGACUCUCCACAAC